AUGCUUUUCAUUACCAAGAUGGUCUCCAUUCUCACCAUUCUCAUGGCCACCACCCUCGAGACCGCAGCUGCUGUCGAGGCUUCAACUUCUGUCGAUACUGCCUUGGCCCCUGCCCACAUUGGCGACAUGACCUACUACGACCCUAGUCAAAGUGGAAACGAGGUUGCCUGCGGCGGAAAAUACGGCCCUAACGACCGCAUUGCUGCCGUCGGUGCCGGUGUCUUCGACCACAGAGCUGUCUGUGGCAAGACUGCGACCGUCUCAUACAACGGAAAGAGCGUCACCGCUACUAUCGUGGAUUUGUGCGACGGCUGUAAGAAUGAUGACAUCGACGUCACUCCUGUCGUCUUUGAGGAGCUUGCUCCCACCCCGUCUGGUCGUAUACCCGGCGUUGCUUGGGACCUCUCUUAG
Molecule: messenger RNA, 411 nt
Organism: Diaporthe amygdali
Lineage: Eukaryota; Fungi; Ascomycota; Sordariomycetes; Diaporthales; Diaporthaceae
Product: barwin-like endoglucanase
Exons: 1
Coding region: 1-411 (136 amino acids)
Source: RefSeq, a predicted model, not a curated record